AGGCGUCCGCAGGGGCAGCUAAGCAGGACCCACUGCUCAUGUGUCGGAUGGAUUCAUUCCAGUUGCUCCCACUGGCUGCCACAGCAGAUUUGCCUCUGAGCAGCAGGGAGCUGGAGCGGAACCUCCUCUGUGCAUGAAAACACUCUGCAAACAUGGCUGGCAAGAUACAGAGCCUGACAGAAGAGGAGAGGGCCCACCUACUCCCCCUGCUCCGCAACGCUCAGUGGGUGGAGGUUGUGGGGCGGGACGCCAUUUACAAAGAGUUUGUUUUUAAAGACUUCAAUCAGGCUUUUGGUUUCAUGUCCAGAGUGGCUCUACAAGCAGAGAAGAUGGACCACCAUCCUGAGUGGUUCAAUGUCUAUAAUAAGGUCCAGAUCACUCUCAGCACACAUGACUGUGGAGGGUUGUCCCAGCGUGACAUCACUUUGGCCACCUUCAUUGACCAGGCGUCUCUGAUGUGACCAACAUGUUGUCAGCCAUUUCAGCAGUGAAAACUGAAGCGGUGGAAGUCAGUUCAUUGUGAAUAAUGCAGCCGUCUGAAAAGGGUCCAACAUGUCUCUGAAAAUACGCUGUUGUUGGUUUUGCACAUGGUGCAUAUGAGAUUCUCAGCCAAAAGAAAUGGUAAAAUCACAUUUACACAUUAAAGUCUAAAGGAUUAAAGUGAUUCCUCAGCAACCAUUCCAGCUGUUAAUGCAGAUAACACUCACAAUGGUACGUGUGUCCUUCUGUCACAGUGUUUGUCUUAUGUGCCAAAUGUUUUUGUACUUCACUGUCAGUAAAAAGUAAUUUUCUCUG
Molecule: messenger RNA, 795 nt
Organism: Toxotes jaculatrix (banded archerfish)
Lineage: Eukaryota; Metazoa; Chordata; Actinopteri; Toxotidae
Gene: pcbd1
Product: pterin-4 alpha-carbinolamine dehydratase/dimerization cofactor of hepatocyte nuclear factor 1 alpha
Exons: 5
Coding region: 153-461 (102 amino acids)
Biological process (GO): tetrahydrobiopterin biosynthetic process
Molecular function (GO): 4-alpha-hydroxytetrahydrobiopterin dehydratase activity
Source: RefSeq, a predicted model, not a curated record